AUGUCUGCUGUUUAUACUCGUCGUGUGUCUUUUGAUAGUCUUAAUCCAAACAUUCAAGUUGAACCUGAUGAGCCCAUACAUAUCCCUCCACAAUAUCAAUCAAUUCAAAAUUUCCCAAAUGAUCAUGAAUCAAAUCAACAACAACAACAACAAUCAAAUAAACGUGGAUUAGAUUUAAAUUUUGGUUAUGAACCAACUGGUUAUAAUAAUAAAGAUAAAAAUCAAGAUUUAUUUAAAAUUUUUGAUUCAUUUCAAGAAUUAAAUAAUAAAUUAAAUUAUAAAGCUCAACCAGCUUCAAAUGGUCAAAAUUUAAAAAUAAGAAGGAAAACUCCAAAAUUACCACCUCCUCCAUCAAAAUCAAUUUUAAAAAAGAAUUAUACUUUUAAUAAUCAAGAUUAUAUUAUAAAUGAAACUGAAACUAUACCAAAAAAUUUACCAGAUGAUUCAAUUACUUCAAUUUUACCUUCACAACAACGUAAAAAAUCAAUUGUGGAAAUGUCACCUGAAGAAUUAUUAGAAAUGGAUAAACAAUAUCAAAAAACUUCAGUUAGUAAUUUAGAUAAAUUUGAAUUUGAUGGUGAUAAUUAUUUACCUUUACAUAAUUUAACUUCAUUUGAUCAAUCUUAUAAAAAAAAUAGAAAUCAAAAUUUAAAUAAUGUUGAUAAAUUAGUUGGUAAUAUUGUUACUAUAAAUAAUAAAAAAUUAUUUAAAUCAAAUAAUAAAAAUAUAAAUUUUAAAUCUUAUAGUGUUAAUUUUAAACAUGGUGAUAUGACAAAAUUUAUUCAAAAUUAUUUUAAUGAUUUAAAUCAAGAAAGUAAUGCAGCAAAUCAAGAUGAUAAGCAUAUUAAUGAAAAUUAUCCAAAUUUAAAACAUGAAAUUAAACAAUCUUCAGAAAGUUUAAGAGAUUUAAUUAUUUAUAUAAGUGGUAGGAAACAUACUUGGGAUUCAAUUAAUUGGGUUUUAAAAAAUUUCUUAAUUAAUGGUGAUCAUUUAAUUAUUAUAAGUCAAUUACCAACUUUAAAUUCAAUUAAUGAUCCAAAUUCUGGUUAUGAUACUAUAUUAGAUGAUUAUGAUGAUUAUGAUGAUGAAAUUACAAGUGAAUUUAUUAAAGAAAAAGUUGAUUCAUUAAGUUCAUAUAUUUUUAAAUGUAUUGAAUUAUUAGGUUUAGAAGAUUUAAAAAUUUCCAUAACAAUUGAAUUUAUUAAAGAUAAAUCUGUUAAAAAUUUAAUUAAAAAUUCAAUUAAUCUUUAUAAUCCAAAUUUUUUCCUUAUUUCAAGUUUAAUUUCAAAUAGAUUAUCAAUUAAAUUUGAAAAUAAUAAUAUUAAAUUACCAUUUUAUUUAAUGAAAAAUUUAAAUUUAUCAACAAUUAUAAUUCCAGAUUUAUUAAUUGAUAGAAAUUAUACAAGUUUAAAUAAAGAUGAAAUUAUUAAAAGUCCAAUACCUGAUAUAAAUAUUGAUUCUGGUGAAUGUCUAAAUGGUGAGAUAGAUUAUGAUAAUUAUUUAUCAAAAUUAAAUAAUAUAUCAGAUAUUUAUAAAAAUGCAAUUAAUACAGAUUCAUUAUCAAGAUCAAAUUCAAAUUCAAAUACAAGUUCUUCAUUAAAUAUUGAACAAGCUGAUACACCAUCAAAUUAUUAUCCAAAUAGUGUACCAAAUUCUGGUACAAAAAUUAAAUUUAGUGAUAAUUUAUCAAUUCCAAGAUAUAAUUAUGAAAGAUCAAAUAGUAAUUAUAGUAAUUCAAAUUCACAAUUUUCUUCACCUUUAAGUUCAAGAAGAAAUUCAAAUAAUUCAAGUGGAAUUUAUAAAGUUAAAUCUUUAUUAGAUGAUGAUCAAUUAUCAACAAAAACUUCAAAUAGUUCUAAAAGUGGUGGUGGUGGUGGUGGUAAUAAUAUUGAAAGAUCUAAAUCAAUACCAAUUAAUGAAAGAAGAUUAAGUUCACAUUCAAUUGGUUCAAGACAUUCAAAAUCUGUUGAUGAAGGUACACCUAAAAAAAGUGGAUUUUUAGCUAAAUUAGGAUUUAAAAGGAAAUAA
This is a messenger RNA of Hansenula ciferrii, 2028 nucleotides long. RefSeq lists its product as uncharacterized. NCBI's taxonomy places the organism in Eukaryota, Fungi, Ascomycota, Saccharomycetes, Phaffomycetales, Wickerhamomycetaceae. Bases 1 to 2028 code for a protein of 675 amino acids. The transcript has a single exon. The record is from RefSeq and is a predicted model, not a curated record.